GCACACCCGGACACUUGACGUAAGGUCUUAUUUCUCUGGCUUGUGGAAGUGGAAGAAGUUGAGUCUCAUCUGUGACCGGCGCCUCCUCCUCUCAGCCGCUACCGAGGACCCGGGACGGACUCCCGGCGGAGACUCGCUGCAAGGAGGACGCUGUAAGGAGUCCGAGCCCACCACCGAUGCCUGAGCCCCUUGGGAAAUCCAAUCGGAUCACCGCUGUGCGAGCGUCCCCAGGAUUCGGCACCGCCCGAGGCCGUGUCCGCGUGAACCCGCAGCCAUGGCCCCACCGAGCGCUGAGCGGUCCCACUGCUAGGCAACGGGGCGCCUGAGAGGCAGGAGACAUGUUGGGACAGACACCCGGUGACCACUGCACUGAAUUCUGUUACUAUAGCAACUACUGUAGUAACCAUGGAAAUGCUAUGGAGGACCAGUCUGGUCUGCACUGUCAUCGUCGUCAUGGCUGCCAGCGAGGUCGCUGGAGGUCACGCCGAUGACUUGGCUCAAACACAAGCUGCCUUCCUGUCCAGUUUAGACCAAUAUGAGAUUGCCAUCCCAGUGCAAAUGGGACCUAAUGGCGAGACACUGGAUGCAGAAACACCUCAACGCCACAGACGAAGGCGCAGCACUGAAGACCGUCCGAAAGACUCACUCUUUUACCAAGUCUCCACGUCGCGUCACAACUUCGUGUUGAACCUGACGCUGCAGGGAGCCCUGCUGUCCCGGCAGUUCAGGGUGGAGUACUGGAAGAGGGGCCGCUUGGCCUGGAGCCACCCCUACUCCCCCCACUGCCACUACGCGGGACACCUCCAGGACCGGCCGCACUCCAGCAAGGUGGCGCUGAGCAACUGUAACGGCCUGAAGGGGGUGAUUGUUGCAGGGGGAGAGGAGUACCUGAUUGAACCCCUUGUCUCACCAGAUAACCAGACCAGAACAGAGAGCGGGGAGAGAGCAGAGGGGCGCCCCCAUGUGGUUUACAAGCGGUCGUCUCUCCGCCAUCAGUACAAGGGCCAGUCCUGUGGCGUCAUUGACGAGAAGCCGCUGAAGGGCGCGUCGUGGUGGCAGCGCACGCUGAAGACGCCGCCGCACCACGUGGGCCGCGGGCAGCUGCCCCUGAAGCGCUCCGUGAGCCGCGAGCGCUACGUGGAGACACUGGUGGUGGCCGACAAGAUGAUGGUGGGUUACCACGGCCGCAGGGACAUCGAGCAGUACAUCCUCGCCCUCAUGAAUAUUGUUGCCAAACUGUUCCAGGAUUCUAGCCUGGGGAACGCAGUCAACAUAGUGGUGACGCGGCUCAUCCUGCUCAUGGAGGACCAGCCGACACUGGAGAUCAAUCACCACGCGGGGAAGUCUCUAGACAGCUUCUGCAAAUGGCAGAAAACCAUCCAGCACCGCAGCAGCUAUGGGAACGCCAUCCCGGACAACGGCAUCGCUCACCACGACACGGCCGUGCUCAUCACCAGGUACGACAUCUGCAUCCAAAAGAACAAGCCGUGUGAAACUCUAGGUCUGGCUCCUGUCGGUGGGAUGUGUGAGCCUGAGCGGAGCUGCAGCAUAAACGAGGACAUCGGUCUAGGAACAGCUUUUACUAUCGCUCACGAAAUCGGACACACGUUCGGGAUGAACCACGAUGGGAUGGGGAAUGCCUGCGGUCCCCGCAGCCAGGAGACCGCCAAGCUGAUGGCUGACCACAUCACCAUGAAGACCAACCCGUUCAUCUGGUCGGCCUGUAGCCGGGAUUACAUCACCAGCUUCCUGGACUCUGGCAUGGGCUCCUGUCUAAACAACGUCCCUCCCAAGCAGGAGUUUGUGUAUCCCACCACGGCCCCGGGUCAGGCUUACGAUGCCGACGACCAGUGUCGCUUCCAGUACGGCAUGCGCUCUCGACAGUGUAAAUACGCGGAAGUCUGCAGCGAGCUGUGGUGCAUGAGUAAGAGCAACCGUUGCAUCACCAGCAGCAUUCCCGCCGCCGAAGGAACCAUCUGCCAGACCAACACCAUAGAGAAAGGCUGGUGCUACAAGAGGAUGUGUGUGGCGUACGGGACGCGUCCGGCCGGCGUGGACGGAGGCUGGGGGCUGUGGUCGCCCUGGGACGAGUGCAGCCGGACCUGCGGGGGGGGCGUCACCUCGUCCACCAGGCACUGCGAUAGUCCCAGGCCAACCAUCGGUGGAAAAUAUUGUCUAGGGGAGAGAAAGCGCUUCAGGUCCUGCAAUAUUGACGAGUGUCCCGCAGGCUCCCGGGAUUUCCGAGAGAUCCAGUGCUCCGACUUUGACAGCGUUCCCUUCCGUGGAAAGUUUUACACCUGGAAGCCGUACAGAGGGGGUGGAGUGAAGCCCUGCUCCCUCAACUGCCUGGCCGAAGGCUUCAACUUCUACACGGAGCGCUCCCCUGCUGUGAUCGACGGGACGCCGUGUCGGGACGACUCGCUGGACGUGUGUGUCAUCGGCGAGUGUAAGCACGUGGGUUGCGACCGCGUCCUCGGCUCCGACGUCCGCGAGGACCGCUGCCGGGUGUGUGGGGGCGAUGGAAGCAGCUGCGUGUCCGUGGAGGGCGUCUUCAACGACUCGCUGCCGGAAGGAGGCUACGAAGAGGUGAUCAGAAUCCCCAAAGGAUCCGUGUUCAUCCACAUACAGGAGCUCAACAUCUCCCUCAACUACCUUGUGCUAAAGAGUAAAGGCGAUCAGUACUUUGUCAAUGGGAAGCUGACCAUUGACAGCCCUCGCCGAUUCGACAUCGCUGGCACCACGUUCCACUACAGGCGACCCACCGAUGGGCCGGAAACCCUGGAAGCUCUGGGGCCGACGAACAUGACUCUCAUUGUGAUGGUGCUGGUGAGGGAGGAAAACCCAGGGAUCCACUAUCGCUUCAACAACCCGGUCAACAGGGAUCCACUGACGGGCUUUGCCUGGCACUACAGCUCCUGGUCCCGGUGCUCAGCUCUGUGCGCUGGAGGCGUGCAGGUCCAGCAGGUGAUGUGCAAGAAGCAGGCCGACCAUUCUGUUGUCUACAACCACUUCUGCGACAAGCGGAACAAGCCCAAAGAGAAGAGGAGGUCCUGCAACACUGAGCCGUGCUCCCCGACCUGGUGGACGGGAGGGUGGUCCGAGUGCAGCCGCAGUUGCAACGGGGGCCUGCGGACGCGCGAGGUCCUGUGCAAACGGAGGAUCUCGCCGGCGGAGGAGAAGGUGCUGGACGACUCGGCGUGCGCCUCCCCGCACCCCUCGCUCACUGAGCCCUGCAGCAACGACAGCUGCCCCCCCGAGUGGCUGGCGCUGGACUGGUCGGAGUGCACGCCCGGCUGUGGUCCUGGAUACAGGCACCGCGUGGUCCUGUGUAAGAGCGGGGAGAGUGGCGACACGCUGCCAGAGUCCAAGUGCCCCAAGAACGGCCGGCCCACCUCCAGAGUGCGCUGUAACCUGCAGCGCUGCCCCCCUCCUCAGUGGGUGACCGGACCCUGGGGGGAGUGUUCUGCCAAGUGCGGCCUGGGUCAGGAGAUGCGUUCGGUGCAGUGUCUGACCCACACCGGCCUCCAGUCCAACGAGUGCCUGGACCACCAGCGGCCGGCGGCCAUGCAGCAGUGCAAGAGCAAAUGUGACCUCAACCUGCCCAUCAGUACGGACAACCCCGAAGAGUGUAAAGAUGUGAACACUGUGGCCUACUGCCCCCUGGUGCUCAGGUUCAAGUUCUGCAGCCGCCCGUAUUUCAGACAAAUGUGCUGCAAGACGUGCCAGGGGCACUGAGCGCGCACGCGACCCCUCCCACUGAGCCUCGUAGCAGCCGCCCUCACGCCGCCUCCGCAGGAGUCCUACCUGCGGCGCUGCCGGACUCGCGUCGGACCCUUCCCACCCGGGCCGGAGUCCAGACGCGGCGCCUCCCCGGGGCCGAGCGGGGCCCGAAAGCGGCCCGAGCUGAGUUUCUACAUUCCACUGGAGGGAGGCUGCUGAGCCGGAGAGGCAGAGAGCAGCUCUGUCUCCACAACAACAUUUGGUGCUACUAUACUUCACUUUGGCCACAGGACUGGUCGCUGUACUUACACCUGUAUGUUAAGAGGUGAUGUGUGUUUAGUUAGGGCCUUUAAAAGCAUCUGCUUUGUAAAGAAAACGUAUCAUUGUCCAUGAAAAGUAUUAUCGUAUAUAAUGAAAUGAAAUAUUUGUUCCUACGUUAUCUGAUAGUUACUUGAUCACAUUGUUUUCUGUUCUCGCUAUGGUUUCGGUGGUUUCAUCAAGUCCUCGCUGUGUGUGUGUGUGUGUGUGUGUGUGUGUGUGUGUGUGUGUGUGUGUGUGUGUGUGUGUGUGUGUGUGUGUGUGUGUGUGUGUGUGUGCGUGUGCGCGCCGUGUGUGUGUGUGCGUGCGUGCACGUGCGUGUGUGCGUGUGCGUGUGUGUGCGUGCGUGUGUGUGCGUGUGUGUGUGCGCGCCGUGUGCGUGUGUGCGUGUGUGUGUGCGCGCCGUGUGCGUGUGUGUGUGUGCACGUGUGUGUGCGCGUGUGCGUGUGUAUGUGCGCGCCGUGUGUGUGCGCGUGCGUGUGUGUUCAUGGGAUUUGACUUGACUCCUCUCGUGGAAGCUGUCCUGCCGUCAUCUUGCCUCCUCGGUUCGUUCUACGUGGAACCGACACCCGUUCGGCCGCGUUUUGACGCCGCCGCCUCGCUCUCAGUCGUGGUGUUACGUUACCGCUCCCCUUGAGGGAGAACGCUCUGCCAGCGAGGCGUGACAACAUCUGACCGCACCGCGUUCAAAGACCCCUUCAUAGGCAGAAUGCAAAUCUGGGAUGGAUUUAUGCUCAAGUAAAACAUCUUUGUAGCACGGACUUGAUUUAUUCAUGCCGUGUGUGAGCUUUUCUGAAUUCAAGAUAAUUUAAACAGAUGCUUUUCUUUGUUCAUGUCCAUAGUGAUAAUAGUUCAGUAUUCACUUAAUUUUAGUUGAGUUUUUGCUCUGUUUUUCACCCCCAAGGGAAAUAUUUUGUCUUAUUAAUAUGGUGCUGAGCAGCAAGUUGUGGGCCACAGUUUAAAAUUCACCGUCAGUGUAAUUUCGAGCUGCAGAGUUUGUCUUCACAUCAUCGUCCUCUGAUUCACUGUUGGUUGUGAAACUUCGGGGCGCUGUAGUGGCUGGAUUCUGCGUCAUCAGAAGCGGGAACCCGGGACCUCCAUCAAUGCUCGGUUUGCAACCUGGACUCUGUGUGUGACUCUAUUCUAGGACGGCGAAGUGACUGCACAGCAGAUUCCUGGUGAAUCGGACCCUGACGCCUGAUUCACCGCCGCGCGGCACCGAUUUCACUGAAGGCGUGGACGAAUGCGUGUUUAAAGCUGCCGUUUCAGCUGUUUCUCGGCCGUUUGCAGAGUAUUUUUAGAGAUGCUCCCAGAGAGACUCAGAUAUCAGUCAUCCGCUCUGGUGGCAUCACUAUGACUCUGCCCUGUUCUCGGUGGUUUGCUGCUGCCUCUCACAUGUUCACCACAAAUCGCUUCAUUGUACAGAGGAGAGGCUCCAGUUUCUCUCUAUGGCAGUAAGCUGCAAAAAGUUUGUUUUUUCUUGUGGUGCUUUGGUUUGGAUUGGUGCCAUUGUUUCACUGGUGUCGUGACUGUGUCCGAUAUUUUAUUUAAUCAACUGUCACCUGGAUUCAGUGCCCUUAAAACCCAGCAACACAUCGUUUUGGAUUGUGACAUGACACGCUGCAAAAUACGCUACAAAUUUGGGCAUUCAGUAUAACGUUAGAGGCAUUAGAACCAAUUUUCUAUCGAGUAGUGUUUGUGUGGGGCUCAUAAAGACGUUAGGUUCUCCAGAAAUCCGUCCACAUGCAACAUAGAGACUGUUUAUAUGAAACUGAGCGCUGAGGUUGAUGUCACAUUUACAGUCUUCCUACAGCUUUUCAUUGCUAAUAACUAUUUAUAAAAUUUUGUUGCACAUACUGUCACACAUUGUAGACAACCCUGUCAUUUUACAGAAUAUUUGUCCAUCGUUCUGUUUUCACUGUCUCACACUGAGGAGUGAAGCUGUUUUACCUGAGUAAAAAAGAUGGACGUACUCUUGUUCACAUGCUAAAUAUGAGAUUUAAUGUACUGUAUGCCAAGACUGUGGAAGAUGCAUCAAUUUCUCCCCCAUGUACAUCUUUUAACAAUAUAUAUUAAAUUGAUUUAACAUGGUG
This is a messenger RNA of Betta splendens (Siamese fighting fish), 6131 nucleotides long. It is a transcript of the gene adamts10, whose product is annotated as ADAM metallopeptidase with thrombospondin type 1 motif, 10. The coding region runs from base 406 to 3735 and encodes 1109 amino acids. The transcript has 26 exons. Gene Ontology annotation, molecular function: metalloendopeptidase activity. Lineage: Eukaryota; Metazoa; Chordata; Actinopteri; Anabantiformes; Osphronemidae. Gene Ontology annotation, biological process: proteolysis; extracellular matrix organization. The record is from RefSeq and is a predicted model, not a curated record. Gene Ontology annotation, cellular component: extracellular matrix.